Messenger RNA from Naegleria fowleri, 1575 nucleotides. RefSeq lists its product as uncharacterized. Gene Ontology annotation, molecular function: glucosylceramidase activity. The coding region runs from base 1 to 1575 and encodes 524 amino acids. The transcript is spliced from 4 exons. Lineage: Eukaryota; Heterolobosea; Eutetramitea; Acrasida; Naegleriidae. Gene Ontology annotation, biological process: glucosylceramide catabolic process. The record is from RefSeq and is a predicted model, not a curated record.
AUGCUCCGAAAUGGCAAGCAGAGAUUGCUCUCUGUUUUACUGACCUGCUUGUUUGUUACGGCACUGACUACAUGCUCUUUUCAUCAUCAUCUUACGGUUUUUGCUGCAUCCCAUGCCAAACAAGUCCCAAAGUUUGUUCGAGUCAUUCAAACAGCACAAAACACCUCGGAUCGACUUUCUCCGAUUGCACCUCUUUAUUUCAAAAAGAGAAAUAACAAAAGCACUCCUUCUGAUCCUUUAACAAUGAGCCAUGUCAAGAAGAACAAGGGAGGUAUUCAAGAGGACGAGCCAAAUAUUGUUUUGCUUAAUCCAAAUCGUCUGCUCCAAAAGAUCAUUGGUUUCGGUUGUGCCAUUACAGAGAGUGCUUCCUUUGUAUUUUCAACCAUGAAUGAACAAAUGAAACAAGACAUUCUCAAUCUGUAUUGGAGUCCCUCUGGUUUAAAUUAUACCAUCGGGAGAAUACCAAUGAAUUCAUGUGACUUUGCCUUAGGAACGUAUAGUUGUGAUGAUACAGUCAAUGAUUUUGAAUUGAAAGACUUUUCCAUUCAUCGAGAUAAGCUCUACAAGCUACCGAUGGCCUUACGAGUGGUGAAUACGACAGAGACUUUUCAUGGAAAGCCUCUCAAAUUGUUCCUAUCACCAUGGUCGCCUCCUGCAUGGAUGAAGACGAAUCAUAAUAUGAACGGAAGUGGUUUACCUUUGGGAUUGAUCAAUAAUACUCAAGUGUUGAAAUCGUGGGCAUUGUAUUUUAGCAAGUAUAUUGAUUCGUACAAGAGAGAAGGUAUCGAUUUUUGGGGAUUGACGAUACAGAACGAACCAGAAUAUGCCGCACCCUAUGAAGCAUGCGUCUACACAGCUGAAUAUGAACGAGACUUCAUUAAGCAUUAUUUGGGACCUCUCAUGAAGAGUACUCAUCCUGACGUGAAUAUCAUGAUUUAUGAUCACAAUCGAGAUCAUGUUCAUUUGUGGGCUCAAACCAUUUAUUCUGAUCAGGAAGCUGCAAAAUAUGUGGAUGGAACUGCAUUCCAUUGGUAUUCUGAUGGCACGUAUGAGCAUUUAGAUUUGGUGCAUGACAUGGCACCUGACAAGAUUUUACUUGGAACAGAGGCUACGCAAGGACCCAAUGUCAAUUAUGGUGAUUGGUCCAGAGGAGAAAGUUAUGGAUUUGACAUUAUCAACGAUUUGCAACAUUAUGCGCAAGGUUGGACGGAUUGGAAUUGCCUUCUCGAUGCCAUCGGUGGUCCCACACACAUGAAUAAUUGGUGUGAUGCUUUAAUUUUGGCCAAUAACAAGACACAAUCUCUUUACUUACAACCAAUGUACUACUAUAUGGGCCACUUUUCGAAAUUCCUAAUUCAAGAUUCAAGAAGAGUUUCACUGGUUCAGUCGAGCAGCGACCUGUUAGUGACCUCAUUCUUAACACCUGAGAACAACAUUGUAGUUGUUGCAAUGAAUAAUAAGGACAAUCCCUUGAAAUUCCAGCUCUUGGAUAUGAAUGUUGGAUUGGAGUAUUAUGUAGACGUUGAGCUUCCUCCACACAGUAUUCGAACCAUGAUCUACCCUCAUGAGAAGUGA